GAGCGUGUGGGCGAUGUUGAUGGUUGAGCUCGUGUACCCGUUGAUAUUGGAUCUGCAUGAAAGAACGGGUACCUUCGCGAAUUGCGAGCAGUGUCAGCGCGCAGCCUCUUCGGUGAUGAGCGCAAACCUUUUGCUCUUCAAGACCGUGAUUGCGGGAGAUAGUUGGGGUCUCAUUGCCGUGCCGGUGAUCGAGGAAUUCCCAGCCACCGCGAUCAUCUUUGUGGGCUCCCAGCUGACACUUGUUUUCGGCGUCUUGAAUCUCAUUGUCGCCGUCGUAGUCGACACUUUUGCAGAGCUUCGCGACCGGGAUAUACUCAACCGGGCAGAGGAAAUGGAGCAAGAGAUUGAGCAAGACAAGAAGUUCUUGCAGAAGAUUUUUGAACGUGCUGACGAGGAUGGAAGUGGCGAGCUGACGUUGGAAGAGUUGAAGGAGGGCGCCAAAAAGGACCCCGAGUUCCAGAGCCGCCUGAGGGUGAUGGACAUCGACGAGACGGACCUGCAGCAACUCUUCCAGAUGAUCGACACCGACGGUUCCGGGGCUGUGGAAGCGGAGGAGUUCAUCCAGCCACUUAGUCGCUGGGUUCAUGAAUCCAAGACCGCGAACCGCUUCAUCAAGUACAACGUCAUGCGCUCGCUGCGGCAAAACGAAGAGUUGUGGAACUACAGCCAAACCAAGUUUGACCAGCUGAACAGCCACAUGAGUCGGAUUGCGACUUCGCUGGGUGUUCAACUGGAUCAUCGGCGGCCGUCCAGGCACAAGCGGAACUCCACCAAGAGUUUGCGUUCCAGUUUGGGCACCAGCGAGGAUAAGGCUGAGAAGGCCGAGAAGGAGCACCUGAAUAAUGUCUACCGGCAUCACAAGCACCGGCACCAGCACGCGGUUGAAGCGGGGCGUUCCAUCUCUGACCGCCUCAUUGCUCUGGAGGACCAGCAGAAAAGAUUGGUGAGCUCCCUCACAAGUUCUGAUCCAGAGCUCGCGGCAAGAUCCGGCUCCUCCUUGCUGCAAGAUCCCACGCAGUCCAUCAGUGUGGCAUCCGACUUCAUGGGAAAGAGUUGGUCCCUGCGAAGCGACCUGAGAGGUGGGGAGCAAGUCGCCAAGGCCAAGGAGGCUGAGUCGCCGCCAGCGCCGGCGCUGGGCCAUGUGGACCUUGACAAGGCCGAGGCAAAGCACGCCCUGAAAAUAUUGAAAGCCAACAAGUCAGAGGUGGAAGGAGUCAUCGAUUUCUCCGGCCUCAAGGAUGUUUCCAAGCUCAAGAGAAAGUGGCAGGGGAGCAGCUUGGAUGUGGGUGCCGGCAGCGGCGACAAAGAAGAACAAGCCGUCUCGAGGGAAGGCUCAUUCUUCCGGCAGACGAACCGCUCCAGUAUCAUUGAGCUUGACUCCAUGCUGCAGGGUGCCAUGGAGACCGUGGAGCACUUGCUCCUGGACGCCACAGCAGCCGCGUGUGUGCGUGUGGAGCAUGUCCUGCGCAUGCGGCUACAGGGCCUUGCCGCACAAGGCACGGAGGUCAACAGCCCCGACAGCCCCGCCAGCCCCAAGUCCGCCAAGUCCGAGACGUCGGAAGCCGAGUUGCCACAGCGGAUCCAAAAGAAGUGCUUCGAGUCUGUGACAUCUCCAGGUCCGAGUCUUCCACGGGCUCAGCCGGUGGAGCUGGAGGUGCUGAACGACUCGGGCCAGCUACCUGCACCUCCACCACACCAGCGGCUGCGCAGCUUGGAUGAGCCGCCUGGCGGUCCCAGGCCGCUCGGGAUAUAGCUCGCAAGCAAUGCUUGCACCUCGGCCUUUUUCCUAGACUCGGAGGACGUCGAAAACGCGCGUAGAAUUCAGUCUCACCUGAAAAGACGAGACAGACGAUAUCCGCCUUUGUACCAAAAGGCGAUAUCCGUCUUGUUGUUUUCCAGGGUAGCAUGUAUAUGCCACACGGGCUAGUGCCAGAAGGGCGGGCCGUCGAGGCCCGAUGUUUCCUUGGUGGAAAUCAAGCGAAGUCACAUGCCUCUGCCGAACGGCAAGAGC
This is a messenger RNA of Effrenium voratum, 2011 nucleotides long. Lineage: Eukaryota; Dinophyceae; Suessiales; Symbiodiniaceae. The record is from the annotation of a GenBank genome assembly.